Puccinia triticina is the source of this 1581-nucleotide messenger RNA. RefSeq lists its product as uncharacterized. The coding region runs from base 1 to 1581 and encodes 526 amino acids. The transcript has 18 exons. Gene Ontology annotation, molecular function: transmembrane transporter activity. The record is from RefSeq and is a predicted model, not a curated record. Gene Ontology annotation, biological process: transmembrane transport. Gene Ontology annotation, cellular component: membrane. NCBI's taxonomy places the organism in Eukaryota, Fungi, Basidiomycota, Pucciniomycetes, Pucciniales, Pucciniaceae.
AUGGCCAGCCAGAAAGAGGGAAAUAGUAACAUGGUUUCGGGCUCAGAAGGACUGGUAGAUUGCCUCGACACAGGAACUUCACCGUUGACGGAGGCCGCCAGCAAUUUAACUGCGCUAGAAAAGCGGGCCAUCCUUAAGUUGGAUCUCUUGGUCAUUCCUAUCUUGGGCCUAUUUGUGUUAUUAAGCGCUUUGGAUCAGUCAAAUAUUGGCAAUGUCCGGAUCCUUGGACUGCAAAAGGAUCUACGUAUGACCGAUUAUGAUUUCUCGAUGGCAUUGACCGUGACACUCAUACCUUACAUACUUGUCGAGCUUCCAUCUACUCUAUUGGUGCGUAAGAUUGGCGCUGGAAUACAAAUCCCACUAGUUGUUACAGUUUGGGGACUGGUAACUUGUUUGCAAGGUUUGGUGACUAGUUAUCAGGGACUUCUGGCUACUAGGUUCUUUCUGGGUCUGGCUGAGGGAGCAAUGGGACCAGCCACCAUACUUUACAUGUCAAGCUUUUACACCAGAGCCGAGCUACAAUUUCGGAUUGCCCUGUUCCUUAGCACACUCUGUGUAGCUUCAGCAAUCUCUGGAUUGCUAACUUAUGAGAUCAUCAAGUUGGAUGGACAUUGGGGGCAUCCAGGAUGGGCUUGGGUCUUUCUGAUCGAGGGCUUUAUCACCGCAAUUUUUGGCCUGACCGGAUUUUAUUUUCUUCCAUCAAGCAUUGAGAAAGCAAGACUUUUAACAAACGAAGAAAAAGUCUUUCUUGUCUCGAGACUCAAGGGGGUCGGGAAGCCCAGUAUCGCUUCAGUCACGUCUAUCCAAAAAUUUUCGCCCAAGUCUACCAAAUUCCAGAUCAGGGCAGCCUUCAAAAGCCCACACGUGAUCCUCAUGAGCUUGGCACAAUUUGCAUCUACAUCCAACAUCUUUAGCCUGGGUUAUUUUACACCUACCGUUGUAAUGAGAUUUGGCUACUCUCCCAGAGCCACUCAGCUAUUGACAGUCCCACCCUUUGUUGUGGCUUUCAUUUACAUCCUAGGACUAUCUUACUUGUCAGACCGCUAUCAAUCUCGGGGACUUGCAGGGGGGACCAGCGCAGGUCUUGCAUUGAUUGGUUUCUCGAUGUUUUACGGGUCAAGCUACGAUAGAGUGAGGUAUGCUUCCUUGUUCCUAUCGAUCCCUGGCGCCUUUGGUGUCAUGCCGAGCUUGGCAGCUUGGACGGCAGAUAAUAGCGAGCCACACGUUAGAAAAGCGAGUGCACUCGCCUGGGGUGGCAUGGUGGCAAACGUAGGUGGAUUGUUCAGCGUUUGGAUCUUCACCCUGGGGCAACCGCCACGAUAUCCCCUUCCGACUGAAAUCAAUAUAUUUCUUGCGGUGGUUAUCAUAACUUGCUGCGUAUUGAACGUAAUGUGGCUCCGGCACGCCCAGAAGAAUAAAUCUGAAAAAAGAAACGAAAUCCUACAAAAGUUCAGUCGUUCUGAUUCAGAUGAAAUUGUCAAGGAAGAGCUACAGAACUACCCGACCGAGCGAGACCUAACAUCUGCACAAGCUUGGGACCAUCUGGGGGACAAACAUCCAGAUUUCAAAUACAUUUAUUGA